AUGGCUACCACAUACAAUGGUCCCUCUGCGGCUGAGCUGUUGGCCAAUCAUACCCUUGCCAAAGAAAUCAUCGAGCGCAAUGACGGCCCCGAACCUGUUCUCGACUCUAACGAGCUGGCUUUGUUGGAGCAGUUUGUCAACGACCCAAGCAAAGCCAAUGCCAUUCUCGAAUCAAAGGGCCUUUCCACCAAACCGAAGCAAUCGGGAAGCCUGGUGGCAUACGUUAUCUCUCUCCACGGCACCGACAGCCCUGCCCUCAGUAACGAGGAUAUCAACUCCUUAAAGGAGUGGUUCGCGGGCGGUAAGGCAAAGAAGGCUUGA
Molecule: messenger RNA, 321 nt
Organism: Colletotrichum truncatum
Lineage: Eukaryota; Fungi; Ascomycota; Sordariomycetes; Glomerellales; Glomerellaceae
Source: RefSeq, a predicted model, not a curated record